AUGCAUCACACCACCCUGGAAAAAGACCGUGGAUCUACAGUGGCUGACGUGCAUCACGGCCUGGGAAAAGACUGUGGAUCUACAGUCUCUGACGUGCAUCACACCACCCUGGGAAAAGACUAUGGAUCUACAGUCUCUGAGGUGCAUCAAACCACCCUGGGAAAAGACUGUGGAUCUACAGUGGCUGACGUGCAUCACGGCCUGGGAAAAGACUAUGGAUCUACAGUCUCUGACGUGCAUCAUACCACCCUGGGAAAAGACUGUGGAUCUACAGUCGCUGACGUGCAUCACACCACCCUGGGAAAAGACUGUGGAUCUACAGUCUCUGAGGUGCAUCACACCACCCUGGGAAAAGACUGUGGAUCUACAGUCGCUGACAUGCAUCACACCACCCUGGGAAAAGACUGUGGAUCUGCAGUCUCUGACGUGCAUCACACCACCCUGGGAAAACACUGUGGAUCUACAGUCUCUGACAUGCAUCACACCACCCUGGGAAAAGACUGUGGAUCUACAGUCUCUGACGUGCAUCACACCACCCUGGGAAAAGACUGUGGAUCUACAGUCUCUGACGUGCAUCACACCACCCUGGGAAAAGACUGUGGAUCUGCAGUCUCUGACGUGCAUCACACCACCCUGGGAAAACACUGUGGAUCUACAGUCUCUGACAUGCAUCACACCACCCUGGGAAAAGACUGUGGAUCUACAGUCUCUGACGUGCAUCACACCACCCUGGGAAAAGACUGUGGAUCUACAGUCUUUGAGGUGCAUCACACCACCCUGGGAAAAGACUGUGAAUCUACAGUCGCUGACAUGCAUCACACCACCCUGGGAAAAGACUGUGGAUCUACAGUCGCUGACGUGCAUCACACCACCCGGGGAAAACACUGUGGAUCUACAGUCUCUGACGUGCAUCACACCACCCUGGGAAAAGACUGUGGAUCUACAGUCUCUGAGGUGCAUCACACCACCCUUGGAAAAGACUGUGGAUCUACAGUCUUUGAGGUGCACCACACCACCCUGGGAAAAGACUGUGGAUCUACAGUCUCUGACGUGCAUCUCACCACCCUGGGAAAAGACUGUGGAUCUACAGUCGCUGACGUGCAUCACACCACCCUGGGAAAACACUGUGGAUCUACAGUCGCUGACGUGCAUCACACCACCCUGGGAAAAGACUGUGGAUCUACAGUCUCUGAGGUGCAUCACACCACCCUGGGAAAAGACUGUGGAUCUACAGUCGCUGACAUGCAUCACACCACCCUGGGAAAAGACUGUGGAUCUGCAGUCUCUGACGUGCAUCACACCACCCUGGGAAAACACUGUGGAUCUACAGUCUCUGACAUGCAUCACACCACCCUGGGAAAAGACUGUGGAUCUACAGUCUCUGACGUGCAUCACACCACCCUGGGAAAAGACUGUGGAUCUACAGUCGCUGACGUGCAUCACACCACCCUGGGAAAAGACUGUGGAUCUGCAGUCUCUGACGUGCAUCACACCACCCUGGGAAAACACUGUGGAUCUACAGUCUCUGACAUGCAUCACACCACCCUGGGAAAAGACUGUGGAUCUACAGUCUCUGACGUGUAUCACACCACCCUGGGAAAAGACUGUGGAUCUACAGUCUUUGAGGUGCAUCACACCACCCUGGGAAAAGACUGUGGAUCUACAGUCGCUGACAUGCAUCACACCACCCUGGGAAAAGACUGUGGAUCUACAGUCGCUGACGUGCAUCACACCACCCUGGGAAAAGACUGUGGAUCUGCAGUCUCUGACGUGCAUCACACCACCCUGGGAAAAGACUGUGGAUCUACAGUCUCUGACGUGCAUCACACCACCCUGGGAAAACACUGUGGAUCUACAGUCUCUGACAUGCAUCACACCACCCUUGGAAAAGACUGUGGAUCUACAGUCUUUGAGGUGCAUCACACCACCCUGGGAAAAGACUGUGGAUCUACAGUCGCUGACAUGCAUCACACCACCCUGGGAAAAGACUGUGGAUCUACAGUCGCUGACGUGCAUCACACCACCCUGGGAAAAGACUGUGGAUCUACAGUCUCUGAGGUGCAUCACACCACCCUUGGAAAAGACUGUGGAUCUACAGUCUUUGAGGUGCAUCACACCACCCUGGGAAAAGACUGUGGAUCUACAGUCUCUGACGUGCAUCACACCACCCUGGGAAAACACUGUGGAUCUACAGUCUCUGACAUGCAUCACACCACCCUUGGAAAAGACUGUGGAUCUACAGUCUUUGAGGUGCAUCACACCACCCUGGGAAAAGACUGUGGAUCUACAGUCUCUGACGUGCAUCACACCACCCUGGGAAAACACUGUGGAUCUACAGUCUCUGACAUGCAUCACACCACCCUUGGAAAAGACUGUGGAUCUACAGUCUUUGAGGUGCAUCACACCACCCUGGGAAAAGACUGUGGAUCUGCAGUCUCUGACGUGCAUCACACCACCCUGGGAAAACACUGUGGAUCUACAGUCUCUGACAUGCAUCACACCACCCUGGGAAAAGACUGUGGAUCUACAGUCUCUGACGUGCAUCACACCACCCUGGGAAAAGACUGUGGAUCUACAGUCUCUGACGUGCAUCACACCACCCUGGGAAAAGACUGUGGAUCUGCAGUCUCUGACGUGCAUCACACCACCCUGGGAAAACACUGUGGAUCUACAGUCUCUGACAUGCAUCACACCACCCUGGGAAAAGACUGUGGAUCUACAGUCUCUGACGUGCAUCACACCACCCUGGGAAAAGACUGUGGAUCUACAGUCUUUGAGGUGCAUCACACCACCCUGGGAAAAGACUGUGAAUCUACAGUCGCUGACAUGCAUCACACCACCCUGGGAAAAGACUGUGGAUCUACAGUCGCUGACAUGCAUCACACCACCCGGGGAAAACACUGUGGAUCUACAGUCGCUGACGUGCAUCACACCACCCUGGGAAAACACUGUGGAUCUACAGUCUCUGAGGUGCAUCACACCACCCUUGGAAAAGACUGUGGAUCUACAGUCUUUGAGGUGCAUCACACCACCCUGGGAAAAGACUGUGGAUCUACAGUCUCUGACGUGCAUCUCACCACCCUGGGAAAAGACUGUGGAUCUACAGUCGCUGACGUGCAUCACACCACCCUGGGAAAACACUGUGGAUCUACAGUCGCUGACGUGCAUCACACCACCCUGGGAAAAGACUGUGGAUCUACAGUCUCUGAGGUGCAUCACACCACCCUGGGAAAAGACUGUGGAUCUACAGUCGCUGACAUGCAUCACACCACCCUGGGAAAAGACUGUGGAUCUGCAGUCUCUGACGUGCAUCACACCACCCUGGGAAAACACUGUGGAUCUACAGUCUCUGACAUGCAUCACACCACCCUGGGAAAAGACUGUGGAUCUACAGUCUCUGACGUGCAUCACACCACCCUGGGAAAAGACUGUGGAUCUACAGUCUUUGAGGUGCAUCACACCACCCUGGGAAAAGACUGUGGAUCUACAGUCGCUGACAUGUAUCACACCACCCUGGGAAAAGACUGUGGAUCUACAGUCGCUGACGUGCAUCACACCACCCGGGGAAAACACUGUGGAUCUACAGUCUCUGACGUGCAUCACACCACCCUGGGAAAAGACUGUGGAUCUACAGUCUCUGAGGUGCAUCACACCACCCUUGGAAAAGACUGUGGAUCUACAGUCUUUGAGGUGCAUCACACCACCCUGGGAAAAGACUGUGGAUCUACAGUCUCUGACGUGCAUCUCACCACCCUGGGAAAAGACUGUGGAUCUACAGUCGCUGACAUGCAUCUCACCACCCUGGGAAAACACUGUGGAUCUACAGUCGCUGACGUGCAUCACACCACCCUGGGAAAAGACUGUGGAUCUACAGUCUUUGAGGUGCAUCACACCACCCUGGGAAAAGACUGUGGAUCUACAGUCUCUGAGGUGCAUCACACCACCCUGGGAAAAGACUGUGGAUCUACAGUCGCUGACGUGCAUCACACCAUGGGAAAAGAGUCAAAGGAGGAAAUGAGAAUACCAGAUCCGAUUGCCUUGUCCCUGAAUAAAGUGACCAAGGACCAAGAGAAUGCCUCUAUCCCCAAACGUAGUGCUCUGAAAUUAGGGACAAAACAUUCUGUCAGAGCUCAUGAUUGA
Salvelinus fontinalis (brook trout) is the source of this 4140-nucleotide messenger RNA. Its product is annotated as ice nucleation protein-like. The coding region runs from base 1 to 4140 and encodes 1379 amino acids. Lineage: Eukaryota; Metazoa; Chordata; Actinopteri; Salmoniformes; Salmonidae. The record is from RefSeq and is a predicted model, not a curated record. The transcript has a single exon.